Molecule: messenger RNA, 546 nt
Organism: Rotaria sp. Silwood2
Lineage: Eukaryota; Metazoa; Rotifera; Eurotatoria; Philodinida; Philodinidae
Source: the annotation of a GenBank genome assembly
AUGCUUACCGAUGAACUUGCUCGAGCUCAAGUCCGCUCUCGUUCUCAACUCACGUCAUCAUAUCAUACAUCAUCUACCACUCAAUCCGAUAAUUUGUACUCUAUUUACGCCAUGGCAGAUUCUCAAUACAGUAAACUCAUCGAUAGUAUUCCAACUUUCUCCGGAAACCCACACGAAAAUAUAAAUCAAUGGUUGGGUAUCGUAUCUCUAAAAUUUUACAUUAUUGGAUAUGAUUCUCGUCAAAAAUGUCGAUUUAUACCACAAUAUCUAACUGGGAGUGCUUUACAGUGGUAUCUCGCACAUUGUAGUGAGCUUUCCUCUUGGGAUAAGGAGCUUGCUGCAAUUACCUCUGCUUUUCCAGAUCUGAUUACUACUUCUCGUGAUAUGAAUCUGAAACUAUUGCGAGAUCGAAAACAAGCUGACACGGAACCGUUUAUUGAUUAUUACACUUCUAUUAUUGACCUUUGUCGUAAACAUGCUCAUAAUAUGCCUGAUAUUCAAAUUGAUCGAUUGGCUAAAAGCUGGGAUGAAAAUUACAUUGUAUGA